CCAAUUUUGAAAUCCGGGUUACCCGGUUUGUGCUUUUGCUAGCAGAAACCUAGCCAACAUGUGAGCGUUAGUGUUAUUCUCUCUACGAGAGAGGCUCUGUUCAUCGUUCAUCAUCUUCACCAGACUUUUCAAUUUCACUUUUUAAUUCCUCCGUAUUUCUCCUUCUUCAGUUCUCUCACUCUCCACAAUUGUUUUCUCUAAAAAAUUUCAAUUCCUUUGGCUGCGACGACGACAUUGUUUUUCUCAGUAACAAUAGAAUAAUAAGCGUAAUGGAGCACUCUGAUCCAAAAUCCACCAAGAAAGCAAAAAACAAAAAGAAAGUGGAUAAUGAACCACAACCUGAACCGGUUCAUGAACCGGUUCAGGUUAAGGUUGAAGUUCUCCGAUCGGAUCCAGAGAAAAUGCCUCCUUUUGUUGGCUAUUUUCCUUCUGGAUAUGAUCCGGUUAAGCAAUCUUCACGUGCAACCGAUGUCCAAGUUUAUCGAAACCAGUUUAUGAGUAAGAGAACUGAGCUUGUUGUCAGCCCCGCUGGGUCUUCGGUUGAAUUCGUUGGAACGAGUUAUGCCGGCGAGGCUACGGCACACCGAGGGAUGUAUGCGCUUGGUGUGUUUGAUAAGGAAGCUCAGACGCUUAAGGUUGUGCGAAUUGGUGCUAAUAAGAUAUUUAGAUUGGAACCAAGAGUGAGAGGUUUGGAAUAUAAGGAGCCACUUCCGAGUGCGGCUCCGGUGGAAGAGAUGAGUCAGGAUCAAUGGAGAGCCAAAAGUAGAUUGACUGAUGCUGCUUUCGGAACAAAGAGACAUAAUGAUAUGCGUAAUAAGUUUGAUGAAAUCAGAAAAGAUGAAGAACCUGAAGCUAAAAAGAACCUGGAUGAGAAAAUGAAAAAUGUUGAAGUUAAAGGAAUUGCUCUUGCAAACACAGAAGCUCAUGUCACUCGCCAUAUACCACCAUAUAAUACUUCUGCAACGACACCUCAGGAGGCUUAUGUAUUGGAUAAAAUCAUCCUUUCACUAGAAUGGAAUCACCUUCAAGACAUUUAUUAUCUCCUGCCAAAGGGAGAAGAAGCAGACUUCAGUGGUUACCCAACUUUUGUUCGCAACAGGAUAGAUAGAUUAAAGAAGAUUCAGGACGAGUCUGAAAAGCAAAAGCUUUGUUGCAUACUCUCAUUCAUCAAUUAUCUUGUCAAGUUCAAAGAUCAGCACACCAUGGACGGUGUUUCCACUUCCAAGGAUUAUAAAAUUCCUCACAUUCUGAAAAAUAGAUUUUCGACAUUGUUUGAAGUUUCUGAAAAAAGAAGGCUGCCCCCUGAAAAGAUUAGUCUUCUCGUCUCUUACGUUUUGGUGCUCACGCUUUUCACCGACGAAUUCCACACUGACUACAAAGAUAUAUCAAAGGAUCUGAGGAUGACUACAGCACCUGUGAGACAACUGUUUGAGCAUUUGGGUUGCAAAUUUUCAAAGGAGAAUGGGUGUUUCUAUGCCAAACUUGUUAUGCCUCUUACAUUUCCUGGUAUAAGGAGUUUUAAAAGGAAGAAAAGAAAUUGAUCACUUUUUGAGUCUGUUUUUGUUACUAUUGACUGUUGCAAAUCAAGUUGUUUUUCAUUCACAUAACUGCAGUGAUGUCAAAUUUUGCCACAUCCAACACUAGGUGUUAUUGAAUACCACCUUAGUUAUGUCUAUUAAAUCUGCGUACGUUUGAACCAUGUUGUUAAUUAUAGUGUACUAAUUAUAAUCUAUUUUAUAAACCAUACACUUGUCAAA
Molecule: messenger RNA, 1757 nt
Organism: Lathyrus oleraceus (garden pea)
Lineage: Eukaryota; Viridiplantae; Streptophyta; Magnoliopsida; Fabales; Fabaceae
Product: DNA-directed RNA polymerase I subunit rpa49
Exons: 5
Coding region: 270-1541 (423 amino acids)
Biological process (GO): DNA-templated transcription
Molecular function (GO): DNA binding
Source: RefSeq, a predicted model, not a curated record